AAUUGUCCAUUUGAGCUAUUAACUGUGCAAUAGAAAAAUGAGGACUUGCCUUGGGUAGACUUAUUCGCCAGGUUUGACUGGAAAUUAAGCCAGAAGACAUGGCCUCAAUUUUUCUUUCUUUUGGUAAGCUUAUGUUGGAUCAUUGGACUGUCUUUUGAAGAGUUGAUUUCCACUUACUCAAGCAGAUCCUACUUUCUGAAAACCAAUCCAAUGGUUCUUGAUUAUAGCACAUGUCGUGCCACUCUUUUCAUGGUUAGUCUCCUCAUCUUUUCUUCACAUCAUCUGAUUAGUGGGCAACCUUCUCAAACUUUUAUUAACAAUUCCUCCAUUUCCUGGAUCAACAGCCCCUCCUAUGUAGUGAAUUCAACAGAUGGAGUCAAUUUGACACCCAUCCUUCUCAGGGAAAGCAACGGGACAAGGUUUGUUUGUGGCUUCUUAUGUGAUUACAAUGGCACUGCUUGCGUUUUUGGUGUCCUUUUAUUUCCAAAUAUCGAUUAUCCUUAUAUGGAUAAUCCGAGAUUAGUCUGGUCAGCAAAUAGGAAUAAUCCAGUUAGAGUUAAUUCAACCUUGCAACUUAGGCAAGACGGAGGAAUGUUCUUGAUGGACUUAAAUGGCACUUUGGUUUGGAAUACAAACACAAGUGGAAAGCAGCUUGUUUCAGGCUUCAACUUGACAACGAUGGGAAAUCUUGUCCUCUUUGGCAAAAGUAAUGACACCAUUUGGCAGUCUUUUGAUCACCCUACUGACUGUUUGGUUCCUGGACAAAGAAUGCCUCCUGGACAGAAGCUGAUAUCCAGCAUAUCAGCAACAAACUGGAAUAAAGGUUUGUUCACAUUUGAAGUUAAAAGUUCUGGCCUUUUUGCAUACAUUGAGUCAAAUCCACGCCAAUUCUAUUUCUCAAUGCUUUAUUCGGACUUAGACGUAAUGUUUUCUAAUAAUGUGAGGAAUCUACGCAACUUGGUAUAUUUGAGUGUUUACCUAGGGAUGUUAUUCCCUUACCGUGAAGGAGAAGCUCGAUUUUUGAAAUUUGAGGCCGAUGGGCAUUUAAGGGUGUAUUACUGGGAAGGAUCAUCUUGGUCAAAGGAGGCUGAUAUAUUGACAGCCUCCAUUGGUGACUGCGGGUAUCCGACUGUGUGUGGGAAUUACUCUGUUUGUGGAAAUGGGCAGUGUAGUUGUCCUCAAACUGCAGUUGGUCAGACAAACUUUCUCCAGCAAAUAAAUUACAAGAAGCCAAAUGAGGGGUGUGUCCUUGUCACACCUGUAUCUUGUGCGCAUUCCCAAUAUCAUCUUCUUAUGGAGCUUAAGGACACGGCUUAUAUUCCCCUCUAUUUGGAAUAUAGUACCAACAAUACGGAGUUGGAAGAUUGCAAAAGGUCUUGCUUAAGCACCUGUUCUUGCAAAGCAGCUCAAUUUCGAUUUAGUGAUCCUGCUAACUCAAUGGGUAACUGCGUACUGUUGAAUCAAGUGUUUACGCUCGUGAACAAUGAUGGAGCACUCAAUAAAACCACUCUUUUUAUUAAGGUGCAGAACUCUUCUAACCUACAAGCCUCUCCAUCACUUGUGUCUUCAGAGAAGAAUCAAAAGCGUGUGGCAACAAUUGUAGGAUCCACCAUUGGAGCUUCGUUUGGUCUGCUUUUCAUGGUUUUAACUUGCUUUGCCUUUCUAUCCAGAAGGAGAAUAGGACUCGAGGAAGCGGAGGAGGAGGAGUUCCUUGACCAUGUACCAGGAAUGCCUACCAGAUUUUCCUUUGAGGAACUAACUGUUAUGACAGAAAAUUUCAGUAAGAAACUCGGGGAAGGAGGAUUUGGUUCUGUAAAUGAAGGAACAAUGAGCGAUGGCACUAAAAUAGCAGUGAAGCGUCUCCAAGGUUUCGGUAAUGUGAAGAAAUCAUUCUUAGCUGAAGUAGCAACAAUAGGUAGCAUUCAACAUGUCAAUCUGGUAAGACUUGUUGGAUUUUGUGCUGAGAAAUCACACAGGCUUCUGGUUUAUGAAUACAUGGCCAAUGUCUCUUUAGACAGGUGGAUUUUCUGCAGAAAGCAGGAACAAUUUCUCACAUGGGAUGUCAGGAAAAAAAUUAUAUCAGACGUCGCCAAGGGCCUAGCUUACUUACAUGAAGAUUGUAACAACAAAAUUAUUCAUUUGGAUAUUAAACCACAGAACAUUCUUCUUGAUCAUGAUUUCAAUGCAAAAGUAUCAGAUUUUGGGUUAUCAAAGCUCGUGGGAAAAAAUGAAAGUAAGAUAGUUACAACAAUGAGAGGAACGCCAGGUUAUUUAGCACCAGAAUGGUUGAACUCGGUCAUUACAGAGAAAGUAGAUGUUUAUAGUUUUGGAGUUGUGAUCUUGGAAAUCAUCUGUGGCCGAAAGAAUUUGGAUCGUCUUCAAGAUGAGGAUGAUAUGCAUUUGCUUAGCGUGUUCAAGAGAAAAGCAAAGGAGACACAACUCUUGGAAAUGGUGGACAAGAACAGUGAGGAUAUGCAGCUUCAUAGAGAAGAGGCUGCGGAAAUGAUGAAGAUUGCAGCAUGGUGUUUACAAAGUGAUUAUACUAAGAGGCCUUCGAUGUCAUUGGUAGUUAAGGUGUUGCAGGGUUUAGUGGCUGCUGAAACCGACUUGGAUUACAGCUUUCCAUAUCCACCAAUGACAAGAAGAGAUGCCGAAGCUAAUCAAGAAAGGGAAGCUGUCGUUGGUAUCAGCUUACCAGUUCCAUCAGAGUUAUCAGGGCCUAGGUAAAUUGCAGGUUAAGUUCCUCCAUCACUUGUAUUUCACUCUGUAACAAAAUGUAUCUGUAAUGUUAAAGUAGUAUAAUUUCAAUUAUGACCGGAUUUGUGAUUGUUAGUGGUAGUAUUUAUCAUCAGUAUUGAACAGCUAAUAAUCACACCAUACAUCCAUACCUUUGAAUUAUCA
Molecule: messenger RNA, 2901 nt
Organism: Nicotiana tabacum (common tobacco)
Lineage: Eukaryota; Viridiplantae; Streptophyta; Magnoliopsida; Solanales; Solanaceae
Product: G-type lectin S-receptor-like serine/threonine-protein kinase SD2-5
Biological process (GO): protein phosphorylation
Molecular function (GO): ATP binding; protein serine/threonine kinase activity
Source: RefSeq, a predicted model, not a curated record